CGCCCCUGUGCCCCCACGCUUGUCAGUCCCCGACUUUCGCUCUGGGAGCCCUGGCUGGGUGCCGAGAGGGGGUCUGUGUCGUGUGCGACCGCCCCUCCCCUCCCCACAAGGCAGCGUCCUGUGAAAAAGAAAGGUACCUAUUAGGAUGAAUGUGAUUUGGAGAAAUUAUAUUUCCUGUCCAAGGAUAAGAAAAGUACCUCACAGAUACCAAAGUGGUUGUCACCCAGUGGCCCCUCUGGGAUCAAGGAUUUUAACUGAUCCAACAAAAGUUUUUGAACAUAACAUGUGGGAUCACAUGCAAUGGUCAAAAGAAGAAGAAGCAGCAGCCAGAAAAAAAGUAGAGGAAAACUCAGCUGUGCGAGUCCUUUUGGAAGAGCAAGCCAUAAUUAUGAGUUUGAUUGAGCUUCCUUGGGGUCUCAGAAGCUGUUAUACAUUGCUGGGAACUGUGGAAUUGUCAGCAUUGAUUGAAGUUAAGUAUGAGAGUGAAGCCAGUAAAUAUUGGGACACGUUUUACAAGAUUCAUAAGAAUAAGUUUUUCAAAGAUCGUAAUUGGCUAUUGAGGGAAUUUCCUGAAAUUCUUCCAGUUGGUCAGAAAACUGAAGAGAAGGUGAAAGAAUUAUCAUGGAAUCAUGUAAAAAUUAAUGCCGAAAGUUUUUUCUCAAAAAUGCACUGCCCUACUAUGCCUGAAGAAAAAAAUCAUUAUAAAGAAAGUUCUGGCUCAUCAGAUGGUCAAAGCAAAGCAGGAUCUGACUUUUCUAAAUUGGACUCUGAAGAAUACAGAGAAAGACCUCUGAAGACUGAAUUGUUUCCUGGUAGCAAUGCUACUUUCAGAAUCCUUGAGGUUGGCUGUGGUGCUGGGAAUAGUGUUUUUCCAAUUCUGAACACUUUGCAGAAUGUGCCAGAGUUCUUUCUUUAUUGUUGUGAUUUUGCUUCUGGAGCUGUGGAGCUAGUAAAGUCUCAUGCAUCGUACAGAGCAGCCCAGUGCUGUGCCUUUGUUCAUGACGUUUGUGACCAUGGCUUACCCUACCCUUUUCCGGAUGGGACCCUGGAUGUCAUUCUCCUCGUCUUUGUUCUGUCUUCUAUUCAUCCUGACAGGAUGCAAGGUGUUAUAAACCGACUGUCCAAGUUACUGAAACCUGGGGGAAUGCUGUUAUUUCGGGACUAUGGAAGAUAUGAUAAGACUCAGCUUCGUUUUAAAAGGGGACAUUGUUUAUCUGAAAAUUUUUAUGUUCGAGGAGAUGGCACCAGAGCAUAUUUCUUUACAAAAGAGACCCCAGUCCAAAUUGAUAAUCAUCUAAAUGGGUUUAAGAGCAGAGAACUUCACCUGCCAAGUGGGUCUACUUUUCUUGAAGAUAUGCUUUUCUUUUGGGGUCAUGGGUUGUUUCCAGUAUCCCAGAGGCGUCUAUGUUGGUUUCUUGAGCCCUGUUCAUUUAAGACCUUUCUGAGUUGUUUGAAGAGUGGCAGCUUAUCCUCCACUGAAAGGAAUGUACCCACAUCCCACUCCCCAGGUAAGAACACCUCUGAGCCGUUGAACAUGGGUGAGAAUUUUGAAGUCUUCUGAGUGUCCAAAUUCUUAAUGAGAAUGCAGAAUUUCAUUCAAUUUAAAAAAUACUUUUGUAAAAACAAAAAAAUGCCUCUUGUAAAGGAAGUAGAACAUACAAAUGAGCAAAUAGGAAAAAAAAAAUCUAAGUCACACCACUCACCUUGAUAUUUUUCUUGCCACACACCAUACACUAUCUUAUUACCUACUUGUUUUACUCAAUAUUCUUUCACAAUGCAUACGUAUGUCAUUACAAUAUACAUUUUAAAUAUCUUACCAUUUUAUUUGUCAAUUAUACUUCAACAAAGCUGAAAAAAAAACAGGUACCAAGUGGUAACAUAUUUCUUCCCAGCCCCUCUCUAUCCUCCUGGCUUGAUCCCUACAAUAAUUUUUUGGUUUUUGGCCGCACUGCAUAACCUGCAGGAUCUUAGUCCUCAAUUAGGGAUGUAACCCAGGUCCUAGCAGUGAAAGCACCAAGUUCUAACCACCAGACUUCCAGGGAAUUCCCUACAAUCACUUUUUAACUCAUUUGUGUUUACAAAAUAUAAAGCAUUUUUCCUCCUCGUUAAUUUUGCCACACCUACUGUGAACCAGUUGCUGUACUUUCAGAGAGGUCAAAGUGGGAUCCCUACCAUCAAGGAGUCUGCUCUCUAUGUAGGGAAGCAAAACCCAUAUUCUUGGAAAAAAACACAAAUAACAUAAGGCUGUAAAAAAUGACACAAGGAAGAGAACAAGAUGGCAGAGGAGUAGGCAGACGUGGGGUACAUCUCUCUCCAUAGAUACAUCAGGAAUACACCUUCAGACACAGAAGUGCAUGCAGAACACCAGCUGAGAGCGGACAGGAGUCCCUGACUGGAAAAAAAGAAUAUAUAGACUCACGCAAAACUCGGUAGGACAAAGGAACUAGGGGGAAAAACAGGAGCAUUAGUAGGACUGCACCUGCCCUCCGUGGGUCCGAGUCCCACAGCGGGGCAAUUGUCUGAGUCAGAGGAGAAACAUUUAAGGCUGAGAGUGAAACAGCUAGUCUGUGGCAGCCUAAAUGGAAUGAGAAUCAGACAGUCCUUGCCACAGCCUGGACAGGGACGUAGAUCCUCCGGAAGGUGCAGUAGCUGGGAGCUGGAGUUUAGGGAUUGUGGAGCAAGAGCUGCUGUUGACUACAGAGAGACAGAUCGAGGAGAUGGGAGGGAGGAGAUUGUGGUGGGAAAUGCUGGUGGAGGAAAGUCGGGCAGCCAUGGAAGCAAGGUGACAGUACUGAGCCACGCAUAGGUACUGGAGCCAUCACCAUAGCCUCUCUCUCCCCACAUGCCAGUAUCGGCAGCUGAAGGACAGGCUGGCCCAUCAAACUCCUGAUGCACUGAACCACAGAGUAAGAUCCCACCCAGGGUGCGCCUUUAAGUGCCUGACGCACCAAUCUACAAAGUAGGACCCCAACCGGG
This is a messenger RNA of Bubalus bubalis (water buffalo), 2976 nucleotides long. It is a transcript of the gene METTL8, whose product is annotated as methyltransferase 8, methylcytidine. Gene Ontology annotation, molecular function: tRNA (cytidine-N3)-methyltransferase activity. Bases 146 to 1561 code for a protein of 471 amino acids. The record is from RefSeq and is a predicted model, not a curated record. Lineage: Eukaryota; Metazoa; Chordata; Mammalia; Artiodactyla; Bovidae. The transcript is spliced from 12 exons.